AUGGAUGGUACAGACAGUGGUUCAGUGCCUGUGAAUGCAUAUCCUGGUGGUGAAGUCAUGGGAUUGUCAUCGCAUGUGAGCAAUGGAGCUGGGGAAGAUAGACAAAUCAGUGCAAUGGGCUUGGCGCCUAGAACUGAUACAGUGGGUGCGGCAGACAUGGAAGUGCCUCGGACAUCGGCGUCUGGGCAUGUGGAUGGAGCAUGCCUGCAACCUUCACCCCUUCCAUCUCCAGUAUCAGCAACGAAUGCCCUUCAAAGGACCGCGGAAGCUGCUCGUGUGAGUCGAGCUGCAAUGUGGUUUUCAAGAUUGGGCGAAUUUUUCCAGCAGCGACGUGUGGAGGUGCAUACGGCUUGGAGCCCGAUGCAAGAGAACCCUUGGCUGAGGCCUCGUACCACUGGGUACAACAACAGCAGUGGCCACGCUGAGGGACAAGCAAUUUUCCAGCCCCCGACCCCACCAUCGUCAGGGUCGGCAGGGGUUCCUCAAGAGUUGGUUCAGGCUGAAGUGGCAAAACCGCUGGAUGGUGCAAUGAGCGAGCUUUACAGUGGCAUGAUGGGGAAAAUUCAAGACGAGCGACGAAGAACUGAAGAGGCGAUGGACGAGGCAAGACAGUUGAGACAUCAGCUGGAAAGGAUGGAAGAGCGGAUGGCGGCGAGGUCUAUGGCGACGAUGGCGAAAGCUCAACAAGGAGUUCCACAGAACCAUCCUACACCUGGUCCACCGCCAGGGAUUACGUCCAAUGCAGGUGGUAUGCUGCAACAAUUUCAGGAUUACACUGCGGGUGAUCGACAGUCGCUUUCUGCAGCACCACUUCUUUUACCUGGUGUGUCUUCAGUAAGACCUAAUGUGGCGGAAGCUCAACCAGGAGGAUUAUUUGGUCUUGGCGCUCCUCGUUCUCCAUCCCCUGAACCUGCUAAUCAGCAGCAGUCGCAACAGAAGGAUUCUGCCCAACAACCAGGACGGGUACCGGGAUCCUCCAAUGAUCAGGUGCUGACAGCAAUGGCUCGUGGCAUUGAGUCGCCACUUCAGAACCAGCACAACAAGAGUGAGAGGCCAGAGACAGUUAAGCCGGGGAUUUCUGAGCUACCACAACUUCCGGCUUACACCCCGACUACUGGAAGCAUAGAUCUUCUGAACUGGCUUACACACAUCACCCCGAUCAUGGAGGACCUUAGCGACACCUCUAGCCAUUGGUGGACGAUGACUCUGAAGGACGUUUCUGAGUGGUAUGCACGUUUCUCUGUUUCCACUCCUUUGGAGAAGGUCCGUUUGAGGCCUGUGGUGUCAACAAUGGGAAAACCUGAAUGGAGCAGGGUGAAGCGAAGGGCAACUGCGAUGGUUCUGGGCGCUAUUCCAGCCCAGGUGAAGGAGGAGGCCAUUGCAACGGGUGAUGUGCAUACCGUGGGCCUCUUGUGCAAGUUGUUUGCCACCUAUCAGCCGGGCAACCGGCAGGAGAAAACCUUAGUGUUGACGAGCCUGGAACAUCCUCAGGAGUGUGAGACGGCAUUGGAGGCGGUGGAUGCCCUGAGGAAAUGGUCUCUCUGGCGAAGACGGGCCCAGGCGAUUGGAAUUGCGGAGCCGGAUCCUUCGGUCUUGUUGCAGGGCUUGGAUAGGAUCACAGCUGUGGUGGUAAAGUCAGAUCCGGAGCUGUCUUUCAGAGUGAGUUUGGUGAGGAGCAACCUGCAGGUGGAUGUGUGUCCUACUCCCAGCAGUAUAACAUCGUUCUCCCAACACUUGCAAGCGGAAAUGGAGCAGCAGGCAAGACUGGGUGUGAGCAGGAACAAUGAUACGGCGCCGAGGUUGAAGGCUUUGGUGGCACCCUCGGAGGCAGCGUCAUCGACUACCCCAUAUAAUCCUGCGACUCCUACCUCUCCUACUCCAAAGGGUGUUUGCAAGUUCUUUGCUGGUGACAAGGGAUGCCAGAGAGGGAAUACGUGUCGCUAUCCCCAUACAUGGACGAGCCUGGAGAAGGGCGAAAGAGCUCGUCGAUGCCUGGCCUGUGGAUCAACCACCCACAAAGUUCGAGAGUGUCGGGCACCUGGCGGAGGUUCUGCAAAAGGAAAGGGAAAAGGGGAAAAGGGCGAGGUAACAUCUGCUACGGCUCCUACCACCUCUACGUCAGCGGCUACUCCCAGAAAGGUCUCAAUUGAGGAGAAACCAGAGGUGUUCGUGAAGGUCAUGAAGUUGUGGGAUGAGAUCAAGAACAUGGGGGUGAUAAAGCCCACCUUGAGGACCCUGUUUGGAGGUGAUGGCCAGUGGAUUUCCCCAACGCAGUCACCGAGGGCAGCGCUAAUGGACUCUGGAGCCACACAUGCUUUACGACCCCCUCUGGACCAAAUGGAAUGGGAGCAAGCUUCACAGGUGAAUGUCACCCAGAUGAUCGUUCCAAUGGGAAAGGUGAUCUCGAGACUUGGCUACCGACUUCAUUGGACACCAUCAUGCUGUGAACUGUUGGAUGAUGAUGGGGGAAGUAUACCACUCAAAGUUGUGGAUGGAUGCCCGGAGGUUGAUCCAGCGACCGCCCACAUCCUGAUCUCCAAGCUCGAGGCUUCGCAACUUCCAUCACUGAAGGAGGCCACGAUGGAGUCACUGAAUGUCCUCAACCAGGUGACGACAAGUUGGCGGGCAUGUCUUUGUGAGUAUGUUAGCACUGGGGAAAUCAUGGCGGGGCGUGAGGCUCUUUCAAAGGCUCCAUUCUUCCGAGAUGCCGAGGAACUGCAGGUGGAGCUCUUGAUUCGACACCCAAGGGAAAGUGCCUGGGAUUGCAUGAAGGAGAUCGCUUUGAAUCGUCGUACCCGGAAGAGGCUACUCCGUGCUGCGACAUGGGUGGUUCGGUGGGAUCCACCGGGAUAUUAUCGUCCGAGCGAUGCUCUGAUUCAGCUGGGGCGUUUGACUGAUGUGGUCUAUGUGAACGUGUGGAAAGUCUUGGUUUGGGCAGCAAUCAAUGGUCGCAUUGGGGCGCUCCUUUCGCAUGAUGUUGCCGCUACCCCCGCUGAGUUUGCUGUGUAUGAGAAGCAUCGCAACCGCUUUCAGUUCCUGCAUGCUUUGGCGGCUGCUGGUCAAGCGCAACGGGGUGGUUGCAUACCCAAGUUUCUGGUGGAACGGAGGAAAUUCAGGACGGCCGAUGAUCCUGGAAUUGCCUGGGCGGAUGAUGGGCAUGCACAGCUGUACUUGGAUGAAAUGGGAAUCCACAACCCCACGGUCGCGGAGGAUGAAAUCAUGGAAGUGGUGAGUGGUCUGUUUGGUGUGUUUCGCACCGAUGGAAGUGGUCGUAUCAAGCUAUCCCGGAUGUCGGCCGAUGCUGCUUGGCGACUUCAUGUCAUGAGGAACCACCAGCCGUUCAGGAGGGACUGUGCCAUUUGCGUGAGAAAUGCAGCUACGGGAAGGAGGCAUAGAAGUACACUCCACCCGUCAGGGUAUGUCCUGAGUGUGGAUGUUGCUGGACCUCUUCGUGGACAUGGGCGAUCUCCUGACGGAAAGUUCUUCAAGUACUUUGCGGAUGGAGUAGAAGUUCACCGUGAAGUCCGAGGCCACCCCAUACCUGAUGAUUGGAAUGAAGAGGAACCCGAAGAAACGCUAUCGGAUGACGAGGUCGAGGUUCCAGAGGAAGAGGAGGAGGUGGAGUUGCCUCCAGUGGGGGAGGAAAGACGAGCCAAAGAAGAAUGGGAAAAGCUUAAAGCCACCUUCAAGGAGCCCCUGGAGACCGAGACCCUGUACUACUGCGUGCCAGUACGAAACAAGAAGGCUGCCACUAUGUUGCCUGCAAUUCAGCAGAUGGUGGUGGAUAUCAAGGCGUUGGGAUACCCGGUAGUGAGAGUUCAUGCAGAUCGAGGAGGAGAAUUUCGUGGCAACUUGGUGAGGAAGUGGAUCCUGUCACAAGGAAUGUUGCCAACUACCUCCACGGGUUCGGAACCGGCCGAGAAUGGAGUGGCUGAAGCAGGAGUUCGUUUCCUGAAAAGGCGAGCGAGAAUAUUGCUUGAUGCUGCAGGGCUUCCACGCGAACAUUGGCCUACAGCAAUCCAAACGGCGGCUGCUCAACAGCGGUGUGAGAGGCUGGGUUUGGUGCCCCCCAUGCCGGUGGCGUAUGGAGCGAAGGUGUAUGUGAAGAUCAAGAAGUACAAAACGGGCGACAUCGAGGACUUGGGUCCGCAUUGGCUUCAAGGAAAGUAUCUGGGGCCAGCCACUGAUAUCAGGGGUGGUCAUGUGAUCUUGAAGUCGACGGGCACCUUCAUUCAAACCACUCAUGUGAGGGUGGCCAGGGAUCCGCCUCCUUUGGAUACAGUGGCACCGACUAUCUUGGCCUACUCCUACGCGGCGCACGCACAGCCGCAGUUACAGGCCUACUCCUACGCGGCGCGUGCGCAGCCGCAGUUACAGGUCUACUCCUACGCGGCGAACGCGCAGCCGCACUUACAGGCCUAUUCCUACGCGGCGCAGGAGCAGCCGCACUAG
Symbiodinium natans is the source of this 4452-nucleotide messenger RNA. The record is from the annotation of a GenBank genome assembly. Lineage: Eukaryota; Dinophyceae; Suessiales; Symbiodiniaceae.